GUUGAAGUCUGUUUAUGUUCUGCCUUCCUCUGUGGUUCUGAUUACCAAAGAAUGUUUAUAAUCUGGAUUCAAAGUCUCAUGGGAACCAUUGACUCAGCACCAGCCACUGUCAUGACUGAGAAAAGCAUGUCUGAAACGGCUGGGAACUCUGCAUCAAGAAGCAUUGAGGAAUGGAAAGCAGUUUACUACAGUGGAACAGUCUGAUUUCGCAAAUCGUUGCACACUUCAUGCGGUUUCUCUUUCAUCGUUCGAUGCAGCUUCCUGUCCACACUGAAGAUUUUCAGCUUUUCUUCCACAACACUCGCUUAUUAUCACUGCAGGAUUAGACUGUGGUUUUGUGAGGGUCUCUUUCACUGCAGCUUUGACAGAUGACCUAUUGAAAUCACUACAGAACUGUCUGCCUGUUGCCAGGGCAACACUAGCUCACUUCUGCUUUUUAUGCGCUCACGUGACUGGCUGUUGACGUCACCGGGGGAGGGACGCUGCCAGAGUUUGGUCCACUCUUGACUGCAUAGGGCUUCGAAGAAUCUUGAGGACUUGUUGAAUUGACACGGUUGGUCUUAGUCUUGGCUGUCUCUUCGCUGUCUGUUACCACUGUCAUCAUCAUCUUCAUCGUCGGCAGGUGUAAAUAGCCGGGUUAUGGACUGUUGAAGGCAGUGGAUUGCAGGGGAAAAAUAAAAAUAGAAAAAGAGCGCUGUCUUGUGAAACUGAAACAUGGGGAAGCAGAACAGCAAGCUCCGCCCUGAGGUGAUGCAGGACCUGCUGGAGAGCACAGACUUUACGGAGCAUGAGAUCCAGGAAUGGUACAAAGGCUUUCUACGGGACUGUCCCAGUGGCAACCUCUCCAUGGAGGAAUUUAAGAAAAUCUACGGAAACUUCUUCCCUUAUGGGGACGCCUCAAAGUUUGCAGAGCACGUGUUCCGUACUUUUGACGCGAACGGUGACGGCACAAUAGACUUCCGGGAGUUCAUAAUUGCAUUGAGUGUCACGUCACGAGGGAAGCUGGAGCAAAAGCUCAAGUGGGCGUUUAGCAUGUAUGAUUUGGAUGGAAAUGGAUACAUCAGCAAGUCGGAGAUGCUUGAGAUUGUGCAGGCGAUUUAUAAGAUGGUGUCAUCAGUGAUGAAGAUGCCAGAGGAUGAGUCCACACCUGAGAAGAGAACAGAGAAGAUCUUCAGACAAAUGGACACCAACCGAGAUGGAAAACUGUCUCUGGAGGAGUUCAUCAAAGGGGCGAAGAGUGACCCAUCCAUCGUGCGUCUGCUACAGUGUGACCCCAGCAGUGCAGGACAGUUCUGAGAACAGCCUCAUGCGUCAACCUUUUAUUUAUUUAUGGGUUUUAAUUUAGUUUUUGAUAUAGUCGCAGCAGGGAAAUGAUGGCGGGUCAGGUGUUUUUUCCAGAGUGGGGCAUCUGGGUCUCAUCAGACUGAGCUUGGCCAGAUCUAGUAAUAGACACACACACACACACACACACACACACACAGUUAUUGGCUGUGCUAUCUCUGCAAGAGGCCUGUGAUGGAGUGAAUCGGGGGAACUAGAGCGUUCAUCUGAGCUCCAAUCACUGCCUGAUUAGAAUAGAGCUUUCAAUGUCAUGUGAAAUACAUAGUUUUAUUCUUAUUUUCUCUGAGUAUUAGAUGCAGCAGUUUAAGCGUGACCAAGACAGGGAUUUAAGAUAAGUAGAAGAGAAUUCUUUUCUUUUUAAAACCGAUGCCUGAAUCAUUGUUCAAACGUGACAGCAGUGGCAUCACUAGUUUUUUGUCUAAACACCUCAGCCUUAGUGAUCUAAAUAUCGGGGACGUUUUGAACUUUAUUUAGAUUAGAUCAUAUAGUUUAGUUUCUUUCGACUGAUUCUUUCUGGCAGAUCACAGUAUUAUUAUCCCAUGGGACCAAUGUAGAUUUUGUAACUGUACAAGGAAGUUUCCCCACGUUAUGCUUCCGAUCUGAAGAGCCUUAUUAGUGCUGGAAGCGCACAUUCAGUUUAGUGUGGAUUAGUCUGGUUUUGGUCGUACAGUCUACCGUUCAAACGACAUGAAUUGAACUGCGUUCUCUUUUUCCAGUUUUCUAAUGUUUGUACUCUAGUAACCGUAGGCCUGUAUAUAAAUCUGAAGUGUCAGACGCGUACGCAUGCAAAAGUGUACUCAAGAGUUCCAUCUUAGGAUGCAGCGAUGGGUUUUAUUGAUGUUUUUUAGCAAAAGCAUGUAACAUCAAGUUUAUCUGCAUUUGUGGACUGGAGAGUAUUUGUGUGGUUUGUAUGCACGUGUUGUGGUGAAUAUCAGUUACAGCCCUGUUCGCUCACCCUGGUUAUCGGUGUCGUGAUGCAUCGUUUGCAUUGGCGCAGAACGUUUUUGUCGUUGAACGAGAACUAAAGCUUGAUUGAUUCAAAGCUUCUUUGAUUUUUAGAAUCACUUUUCUCUUUAUCUCUGGAUUGUACACAUGAACAUCAAGUUACUGAAUUGCCUUAAACGCACUCAAUGUUUCUGUGGGUGAGUGGUUUUUAUAUGGCUUUUUUUUUUUUUAAUCAAGCUUAAGUUGCAGUAAAUUUGCUCGCUUUUGAAAUGAUAAUCCUUCACAUGUUGGAGAGUUUAACUAUGCUCUUCAUUAACUAUGAAGACUUUAACUAUGCGUCCCGUUCACCCCUUGAACAGAUGUAAUUGUUGACAGCCUCUUACUGAAUCACUCAAAGUGUGUAAAUGGUAAUACACUGUAAAAAUGCUAAUCUAAUCAAUAGAAUUGUGGCAACAGAUUACAAGCAAUAUUAAUAAUUAAAUGUAACAAAUUAGAAUUGAGUAAUAUUUAAUCAAGUUAUUCCUUAAAAGUUAACCAUUUAAAAUGAGUAAAAUUGAAAACCGUAAUUUUAAAACAAACCAAACACCAAUCACCAUAAUGGUGACUUAAAUGUAUGUUUAAGGAAUUAAUUUGAUUUAAUUAUUUCUCAAUUCUAAUUUGUUAAAUUUAAUUAAUAAUAUUGCUUGUAAUCUUUUGCCACAAUUUUAUUAUUCAUUUUUACAGUGUAGGACCCCAUUGCUUUUCAAAUGCCCCUUGCACUCAUGUGGUACCUAUUCUCGUGUCCAUUUCACUUGAAUUCAACGGUAGGUAGACGGCGUUUAUUCAGAGCUCCUAAUAGUUCCCAUAUCACCCUCUGUCGUGCUUUUAGUAAUCAUGCCGAAGCCACAGAGAUCCACACUCCUCCUCCUCUUCCUGCUGAUGUUCAGUGUUUUUGAUGUCCCUGUGAACGUCAAAUGCCUCACCGCAGUGCAUUUGGUUCUGCUAUACUGUUAAUGAACAUAAUUGAAUGUUUUUAUCGUUUUAUUUUAAUCUUUGAACAACUGCUGUUUUGUAAAAAUAUUGAAAAAAGAAAAGUGGCAGGUCAAAACUGCUCGAUUUCAUGUUCGAUGCAUAUUUUAUGUAGUUUUUUUCGUUCUUUUUUUUGUUCUUUUUAAACAUCUGACGUAACAUUUCUGUAUCACAAUUAUAUCGUGGUCAGGUGCCAAAAAUAUGAAUGCAGUAUUGUAUAAAUUUAUACUGUACAAUUGUUAUUUGUUAAACAAAUUGUUUGUAAUUGUUGAAUUUUGUAGAUUUUGUAUGGUAAUCUGUAUUUCGUGACUGUAGAUUUGAGACAUAGAAAUUUGUUUUGGUUAUCAUAUUGAGCAGAAAUUAAAUCUGGAGAGAACGGAGUGUGUUGUUGCAUUGAUUUGCUUUUAGAAAAAAAAAAAUAAUAAAUGUUCAAUGGCAGGUACUAAUAGAAGCUCCCCAAAAGUGGUUGAAAUGUUGUAGUACCCACCUUGGCCACAAGAUGUCAUAACUGAAAAGGCUCCAAAUAGAAACUUAAAGGGGUCUGUCAGGUGAUUCAUUUUUAGAACCGUUUAGAGCUUUUAUGGAUUGAGUUUUAAUUAGUUUGUUUGAUCCAGUGUUAUUUAUUAAACGUCUCAUACACGUACUUUAUCACUAGAAAAAAAAUUAAAUAACCUGUUAAACAUGGAAGCAUAAAGCUAUACUUUUAGACAUGUCUCUCUUUUUUUUUUUUUACUGGUUGAUUCUUUAAUUGUUACAUUUGAUUCACCUUAAUCCUUCUGUGGUUGCAUUCUUGGCUUCGUUUAAUAAAAUGUAAACACAAAUGGAUGAAAAGCAAA
Messenger RNA from Pimephales promelas (fathead minnow), 4130 nucleotides. RefSeq names its product neurocalcin delta a (gene ncalda). Gene Ontology annotation, biological process: calcium-mediated signaling. The record is from RefSeq and is a predicted model, not a curated record. Gene Ontology annotation, molecular function: calcium ion binding; tubulin binding; actin binding. Lineage: Eukaryota; Metazoa; Chordata; Actinopteri; Cypriniformes; Leuciscidae.